Molecule: messenger RNA, 1218 nt
Organism: Aspergillus ibericus CBS 121593
Lineage: Eukaryota; Fungi; Ascomycota; Eurotiomycetes; Eurotiales; Aspergillaceae
Exons: 2
Coding region: 260-973 (237 amino acids)
Source: RefSeq, a predicted model, not a curated record
UGCCAGACUCACUCGCAAUCGGAUGGCACCUGCCCCACAUGGUCGCUAAACAGCUCAUGCAGUCUAUCUGCGAGGGCUAUCACCUGGCUGACAGAGGAGUAGACUGGAUGACCCGCUGGUGAGGGGAAUCCAGUGCGGCUGAGUGCUGUGAGGGGGCGGAGUAGCGCUUUCUCCUGCUUAAAACCCCUCAGAAGAACGGCUCUGAACACCCCAAGUGGACACAACCAAUCUACGUGCCAGCCACCAACCGAUUGCCACCAUGCGCGCCUCUUUCCUCUUGACUACCCUCCUCGGGGUUGCGGCCAUGGCUGCUCCCGCGCCUGCUGACGGUACCGAGUCCGUCGAAACAGUAAACAUCGCCGACGGCUUUAAGAUUAGACGCGGCACGAAGGAGCCUGCCAAGGUCGAGCUCGCUGACGGCUUCAAGAUCCGCCGCGAGGAAGACUCUACACCCAAGGUUGAACUUGCGGAUGGCUUCAAGGUCCGCCGUGAGGAAGACUCUACACCCAAGGUUGACCUUGCGGAUGGCUUCAAGGUCCGCCGUGAAGAAGAGUCUGCAGCCAAGGUUGACCUCGCGGACGGCUUCAAGGUCCGCCGUGAAGAAGACUCUGCAGCCAAGGUUGAACUUGCGGACGGCUUCAAGAUCCGCCGUGAAGAAGCGUCUGCUCCCAAGGUUGAGCUGGCGGACGGCUUUAAGGUCCGCCGUGAAGAAGAGUCUGCAGCCAAGGUUGAGCUUGCGGAUGGAUUCAAGGUCCGCCGCGAGGAAGACUCUACACCCAAGGUUGAGCUGGCGGACGGCUUCAAGAAAGUCCGCCGUGAAGAAGAGUCUGCUCCCAAGGUUGAGCUGGCGGACGGCUUUAAGGUCCGCCGUGAAGAAGAGUCUGCAGCCAAGGUUGAGCUUGCAGAUGGAUUCAAGAAGGUCCGCCGCGAGGAGGACAGCGCAGCCAGCGUCGAUGUUGCCGAUGGUUUCUAAGCUGCGGUCCAGACGGAGCGAGCAACUGUCUUAGUUCGGAAAGAUAGAACUUUGAAGGGUCAUGUGUCUGGGUUAUCGGCGGGGGUCCUCUCUUUAAUGCUUUGAUGAUAGUAGAUCAAUGAAUGUCAUGUUCUCCGGAGUAUUUCUGGACAUAAACACAAGGUUGUCUUUUGGCGUAGCUUUUCACGUCACCGUAGGGCGGGUCGGAUUGACGUGCUGUCUGAGACACUAGAUGAUCGGAGCAA